ACGAAAAUCCCUUCUGUUCGUCUCUUUUUCUCUUUUUCCCUAUCACCAUCCUUUUCUAUUGACAACUGACAACACGUCUGAACCGCGAUGGGACGUGUGAUUCGUGCACAACGUAAAGGUGCGGGAUCUGUCUUCAAAUCCCACACCAACAGACGGAAGGGGGCUCCAAAAUUACGUUACUUGGAUUUCUCUGAACGCCAUGGUUACAUCAAGGGUGUCGUCAAAGACAUCAUCCACGACCCGGGCCGUGGAGCCCCUUUAGCCGUUGUAAAUUUUAGGGACCCUUACAAGUUCCAAACUAGGAAAGAGUUGUUUAUUGCGCCUGAAGGAAUGUACACAGGACAGUUUGUGUAUUGUGGCAAGAAAGCUAACCUCCAAAUUGGUAAUGUUCUGCCUAUUGGAUCAAUGCCGGAAGGUACUAUUGUUUGCAACCUUGAGGAGAAAACUGGCGAUCGUGGCCGUUUGGCUCGCGCUUCAGGGAACUACGCUACUGUUAUUGCCCACAACCAUGAUACAAAGAAAACAAGGGUCAAACUACCUUCAGGAGCUAAGAAAGUCGUUCCGUCAAACAACAGAGCUAUGGUUGGUAUUGUUGCCGGUGGUGGUCGUAUCGACAAACCUAUCUUGAAAGCUGGUCGCGCUUACCACAAAUACAAGGUUAAGCGUAACUGCUGGCCUAAAGUACGUGGUGUUGCUAUGAAUCCAGUUGAGCAUCCCCACGGUGGUGGUAACCACCAACAUAUUGGUAAAGCCUCAACCGUCAAGAGAGGCACAUCAGCUGGUCGUAAAGUCGGUCUUAUUGCUGCUCGCAGGACGGGUCUUAUUAGGGGAGGCAAAGUCGAGUCCAAGAAAGACGAUUAGAUUAAGUAACAGCCCCCCUUGUAUUUCAUAUUUGAUUGUAUUGACACUUUGUGGAAUAUAUGGAUGGCUGAGAGGUUUUUUACUUCA
Messenger RNA from Tribolium madens (black flour beetle), 948 nucleotides. RefSeq names its product 60S ribosomal protein L8 (gene RpL8). Gene Ontology annotation, cellular component: cytosolic large ribosomal subunit; ribosome. Lineage: Eukaryota; Metazoa; Arthropoda; Insecta; Coleoptera; Tenebrionidae. Bases 88 to 861 code for a protein of 257 amino acids. The record is from RefSeq and is a predicted model, not a curated record. The transcript is spliced from 4 exons. Gene Ontology annotation, molecular function: structural constituent of ribosome; RNA binding. Gene Ontology annotation, biological process: cytoplasmic translation.